AAGAAGAGGACGAGGACGAAGAAGAAGAAGAAGAAGAGCAGUUUACCCGGCUGUUAACCAGCACCGCAAUAUUAUUUACAAAUUAAGCUCAUUUAAAGGCUGCAUGUUGGUGAAAAGGACCUGUUUCCAUAUUUUAAUAUGUAAUAUCCUUAUACAUAAGAGAACUGCAGUUCUUGGAUAAGAUAAAGUAAUGAUGUUUUAAAAGAGAAACCGUUAACCAAAUGCUAAUAUUAGCCGCGUUGUAGGGAAACGUGAGCUUUUGCAGUGUAUCUUAUACCUAAGUGUGCCGGUUUCCAUGAAGAUGAGGUGUCACUAUGAAGUAUUGGGAGUGAAAAGAGACGCAGGAGAUGAUGAUCUGAAGAAAGCUUAUCGGAAAUUAGCCUUAAAAUGGCACCCAGAUAAAAACUUGGAGAACGCCGAGGAGGCCGCAGAGCAGUUCAAGCUCAUUCAGGCAGCUUAUGAUGUCCUCAGCGAUCCGCAGGAGAGAGCCUGGUAUGACAAUCACAGAGAAGCUCUGCUGAAAGGAGGCCUUAGCGGCGAUUAUGAAGACGACAGCAUUGACCUCCUGCAGUACUUCACAGUCACAUGCUACUCAGGAUACGGAGAUGAUGAGAAGGGCUUUUACACGGUUUACAGGAAUCUUUUUGAGUCCAUUGUUAAGGAGGAGAUGGAGCACAGCAGGAUGGACGACGAGGAAGAGGAAGAAGGGUUUCCUCCCUUUGGAGAUUCUCAGAGCGAUUAUGACACAGUAGUUCAUGUGUUUUACGCCUACUGGCAGAGCUUCUGUACUCGCAAAAACUUUGCUUGGAAGGAGGAAUACGACACGAGGCAGGCGUCCAACCGCUGGGAAAAAAGGGCCAUGGAGAAGGAGAACAAGAAGACCAGGGAAAAGGCUCGAAAAGAGCGCAACGAGCUGGUGCGGCAACUGGUGGCCUUCGUCCGUAAGAGGGACCGGCGCGUCCAGGCCCACAGGAAGCUGGUGGAGGAGCAGAACGCUGAGAAGAUCAAGAAAACGGCGGAGCUGAGGCGACAGCAGAAGCUCCAACAAGCCAAGAUGGCAGAGGAGUACAAGGAGCAGAGCUGGGCCGCAAUGUCUGAGCUGGAGAAGGAGCUGCAGCAGAUUGAAGCUCAGUACGGAGAGGAGUUUGGAGACACAUCUGAGAGUGAGGAAGAGGAGAUGAAUGUGGACACAUUUAAAAAAAACAGUGAAAGAGAUGGAGAUGCUGAGCAGCCGAACGACGAUGACCCAACCAUCGACUGUUAUGAUGAUCUCUACUGCCCUGCUUGUGACAAGUCUUUCAAAUCUGAUAAAGCCAUGAAAAACCAUGAAAAGUCCAAAAAGCACCGAGAGAUGGUGGUGUUGCUACGGCAACAGUUGGAGGAAGAAGACGAUUCAUUGUGCUUGAAUGGAAAGGAGGAUGGAGAGAAAGAAAAUGACCUGCAGGAUGAGGGGGACGAAGAAGAGGAACAGCCAAGGCAAAAGCUGUCAAAAAAGCAAAAGAGGAAAAAGAAACAGCAGAAAGUGGUACAGCAAACUACUGUUGAGGGUAAAGAGGAGGAGGAGACGAUACCCAUACAGGCCACCUGUGAGGAAGAAGUCCCUGAAAGGUCAGAAAAUCCUGUACAACCUGAAAAGCAGGAGGACCUUCCCUCUGCAGAAGUCAAAAGCAGCUCUGAAAAAACGAAAGGAAAAAAGGGAGGUGGGAAAGACAAGGCAAAAAACACCAAAUCACACACUGAACAGUUUCCUGAGAAGGAAGUAAAUCUCCGCUGCGUUACCUGCAACGACGAAUUCCCCACAAGAAACAAGUUGUUUGACCAUCUGAAGACCAGCGGCCAUGCUAUUGCUAUUUCUACAAACGCUACUCACAGUUCCACGAGCAAGAGCAGGAAAGAAAAGCGGAAAAACAGAUAAUACAUCCUCACUGCGCCUGAUAAGACUUUGACCCAAAAGAAACUCAUUUGGAGAUGUUUUUUGCGAUCUGUGUGAGAUAAGUCAAAUACGGACCCUAACCUUCUGUCUACAAGUUCAAUAGGUGAGAGUGAAACAAGAUGUAGUUUUAAAAUAAAAAUUUUAAAGCAUACUUUGUCCGACAAGGUUGCAGAUCCAUUGUCAGUGCAUGUGUGUGCGGAUUGAAUUGAGAAAAGGUUGGUUUAUUAAGACAUAAGGUGAAUUGAAUUAGAAAAACUGAAACAGGAAAAAAAAACAAUUUUUCUUGUCAGGUGCUGAUUGAGUUCACUGUGCUAAAUAGGUCAGCUUCAGUAAAAGAAUAAAAGCUCCUUUCAUAAAUGGCAUAAAGAAACUAAAGAAAUGAGUUUGUAAUCGCAUGGGAUAUUUGAAAAGAUUUACAUAAAACAAUGACUGACUGCUUCCAGGAAUGAGUGUGUGUGUGAACGGGUAAAUUAAUGAAUGCAGUGUGAUGCACUUUAGGGUCCUCCUGACGUGAUAAACGCUAUAUAAUUACAGACCAUUUAUAAUUUACUUGACCUCUGUUUUGCCUCCUGACCAUCAUUUUUCCCUGCUCCCUGCCUGCCGUGAUCGUAAUCUGCCCGUGCGUUCAGCCCCUGAUUCAUGUGUCUUGAUUAUGAUUGCAGCCUUACAGCACAUCCAAAUCUGAAAACUGGCUUCCAUAUAUGUAUUCAGCAUCCUUGAGUCAGUACUUUGUUGAACCAUUUUUCAUUUCUAUACGUUCAUCUGCAAUAACUCACUAUUCCCGGUCAAAAACAACCUGUCAGAGCCAGGAGGAAGGUAUUAUCGUUGUCAAUUUCAUAUACAUGAAAUACAUAUGCUGAUUGUAUGGCAGCAUUGCUUCUGUUAGUCAGCCCUAAGGAUAAUAAAUAAAAUAAAUAAAUAAAAGCUGUUUGUUCCAUGUAAGAGGAUCACAGUAGAGAAGCCCUCACCAAGCUCGGCAAGGCUACAAAAAACGGAAAGCAACAAUUAAUCAAAAAACCAGAAUAAAUAUCAAAUUAAAAAUGAGCUGGCAGAAGACCGUGAAUAGUUUUAGAGAGGAUUGUAUCAAUGGCAGCAUUUGCAUGGCCAACGUUGACCCCUUUAGCAUAACUCAUGUUUCAAAAGCUUUCAGAAUUCAUCAGAGAAACACAAUGAGCAGGGACAUGCAAACUACCACUAUUUGAAAGGUUUCUAAGAAUUACCUACAGAUAGAUAUUCAUAACGCAAAUGUUGGGUUGUUGGUUCAAACUCCCACUCCAUUCGUCUCGGUCAUUGUGUCCUUGUUCACACUUCAUCCGCCUUACUAAAGGUGGUGGUCAAAGACCCUGGUGUUGCUGAUUGUAUGGCAGCAUCGCAUCUGUCAGUCUGCCCCAGGAUGGCUGUGGCUAUAGAGCAGCUUACCACCAUGUAUGAAUGGGUUAAUGAAUGUGGUGUAAAACGCUUUGUAGUCCUCUGGAUUAGAUAUAGCUCCAGACAAAUGCACAACAAAGUUUUUUCUACAUCUGUAAUUAACAAUGUCUUUACCCUUUAUAAAGCAUAAUUUACACAUAUCUUGAGACCAAGUUCAUAGACAUAAUAGCCGUGUUGCACCCCAUUUGAGGCUCUUAUGACUUUCCAAAAAGUUCUAACUUUGCCAUUUAACUAAUUAAAAGGUUAGGUUUACCUUUUACAAUUUAAAGGUUAGCUUUGAAGGAUUGACCCUGUCAAAGGUAAUGCCAAGGAGGGAUAGCUUUUGAAUUUUCUGUUAAAAAUAUUCAAAUUAUUGUUGCACAUGUGUAUUGAUUUUGGCAUUACUGAAAACUAAAGCAAAAGCACAUUUAGUUGGACAGGGUUGAGAGUUCAUAUUGGUUUACAAGAAUUCGUUUCCUGAAAAAGUCAUUCAAAAGAACAAAAAGAAUAGGAAAAAACUAAUUUCUGUGAACUUGAAAUAUUUUGACAUAGCCAACAGGGGCCAUGCAGUGAUACUCUGUUGUUUGUGUGAGGAAUAAAACUUUUAUAGUGGGUUCACAUUCUUUUAA
Molecule: messenger RNA, 3969 nt
Organism: Xiphophorus hellerii (green swordtail)
Lineage: Eukaryota; Metazoa; Chordata; Actinopteri; Cyprinodontiformes; Poeciliidae
Gene: dnajc21
Product: DnaJ heat shock protein family (Hsp40) member C21
Exons: 12
Coding region: 296-1915 (539 amino acids)
Cellular component (GO): cytoplasm
Molecular function (GO): zinc ion binding; nucleic acid binding
Source: RefSeq, a predicted model, not a curated record